AAGCGUCUACGUGAGCAGUUGCAGACAUCACUUCACUUCCUCUCAGUAAUUUAAUACUUUCAUCCAAAGGCCACAGGGCAUUACUGGGUAAGGAAAGACAUUUCUUUACUAAGUCUUGUCAAAACAAGUUUAUGAAAAGAUCACAAGAAAACAAAUCAUCACAAUGGUUACAUGUUCAAAUCUCAAUAGUUGAUAAUAAAAGCAUUAAAGCAACUAAGAGAGAUUUAUUUUUCAUUUUACUUUUUUCUGCAAUUGUCCCCAAGAGAGAGUGUCUUAAGGACUGUGGACAUCAUAAUGGGCAGGUACUUUUCUUUCUGUCAGCUACGCUUCAAUAAUAAAAUUGAAAAAAAUACAAGGAAGUUUUAGCAACACAAUUUGGAAUAUUUUCUUUGAAUAAAUGGGAAGCAAAAAAAAUUACAGUAUGUAGUAAAAUGAGUUGUAGAGGGUUUACUCAAUGGAUGAUGUCAUCAGUGAGUAAAACUGUACGUCCCAUAAUGGGCGUUUCACAAUAACAAAGAGCGGACAUAUGACACAGUUGCAGGCCUGUGACACAACUGUCGAGGGAUAAAGCCGCAGUGAAGACUGAGGGAACCCCACAGGCUCUGCAGCUUGAACACACGAGAUGAUCUGGAUCUUUCUUCUGCUUGCGAUACUUUAUUUUAUCUUCACACCCAGAUGGAGAACCAAGAGUGAGCCGCCUCUUGACAAAGGACUCAUCCCAUGGUUGGGCCAUGCACUUGAAUUUGGAAAAGAUGCUUCCAAGUUCAUCCAAAGAAUGAAACGAAAACACGGCAACAUUUUCACUGUGCGCGUUGCUGGCCGCUACGUGACGGUGCUGCUGGAUCCACACUCCUUCGACUCGGUGAUCAGCGACUCCGAAUCACUGGACUUCACACGUUACGCACAAGUUCUCAUGGAGAGGAUCUUCGACCUGCAGCUCCCCCUUCAGCAGCCAGCUAAAGCGAAAUCGAUGAUGAAAAGACACUUCCUUGGAAUGAAUUUGGACACGCUCAACAGCACGAUGAGCAGGCACCUGGAGGAGUUGGUGAAAGAUGAGAUACCUCAGAACCAGAGAGACUGGAAAGAAGAGGGACUUUUCAACCUCUCCUAUGGAUUACUCUUUAAGGCGGGAUACCUGACUCUCUUUGGAGGGGAACAGAACAACAACAGCAGUAGCGCAGAUCCAUCAAGCAUCUACGAAGAAUACAAGACGUUUGACGGUCUCUUAACCAACAUGGCAAGGGGCACGCUAAAAUCAGAGGAGAAGAAGACAGCACAGAGUGUUCAAAAGAGACUGUGGGAGCUUUUGGCUCCUGCAGGUCUCACUAAGGACUCUGGGUCGAGCCCGUGGCUCCACGCCUACCGGCGACUCCUGCAGGAGGACGGGGUUGAUGAGGACAUGCAGAGAAAGGCUUUGCUGAUGCAACUCUGGGCCACACAAGGUAAUGUUGGACCUGCUGCAUUUUGGCUUUUGAGCUACUUGUUGACAAAUCCAGAAGCUCUGAUGGCAAUAAAAAAGGAGUUUGGCCAGAUUUCACAGAUGGGGACCUCAGGGGCUUUUCUCAUGGACAGAUCUGUGAAAACUCCUGUGUUUGAUAGUGCCCUGCAGGAGACGCUGAGACUCACUGCUGCCUCCUUCAUCACAAGAGAGGUCAUACAAGAAAAGACCCUUCACAUGGCUGAUGGACAAACAUACCUGCUGAGAAAGGGCGACAGAGUAUGUCUGUUCCCUUUGAUCAGCCCUCAAAUGGAUCCUGAGAUUUACCACGAGCCACAGAAAUACAAGUAUGACCGCUUCCUGAAUGAGGAUGGAUCAGCGAAGACAGAGUUUUAUAAAGGAGGGAAGCAGUUGAAAUAUUACACUAUGCCAUGGGGUGCAGGGACUAACGGCUGUGUGGGAAAGCUGUUUGCCAUCACUACCAUCAAACAGUUUGUUUAUAUGUUGCUGACUAACUACAAUUUGGAGUUGUGUGACCCAAACACUCAGAUGCCAAACAUAAAUACCAGCCGUUAUGGAUUCGGGAUGCUACAACCUGAGGGAGACUUGCUUAUCCGAUAUAAGCCACAAACUUCACACUAGGAAAAGCAGCAAGAAGACCUGCUUUUAUGCACAUUUCAUCCUAACAACAUUGUUCAUAGUGUCAAUAUACUAUUUGUACUUUUGUAUUCUGUAUUUAUGGCAUACUGUAUUCUUUAUUUAUCAGUUAUUUAUCAAUAAAUGUGAAUAAUUCAUUGUCUCUGAUGCCAGAGUUCUUUGUUUUAUUUUUUAUUUUUUUUAUCACAAGUCCUGUUUAUCACAUGCUCCUCUCAUGCCCAACAUAAUGGUUUAGCAGAUGAAACUGGAAUUAUAAGACUCUAAAAUUGAAGAAGUGUUCAGAAUUGUUUUUUUUUUGCGAAGCAGCUGUAAAAUGUUGAAAACUCUUUUUGUCAAACAUGUGGAUGAGUGUGAGGCAGGGACUGUACGUACUAUAAACAGAGCUGGUCUCACAUUUGUUAAGAUGACAUAUUUCUGCUGUUUGCAGACUGAAUAGGAGUGGAAAGUUUUAGGUCCAUAUGCCAUUCAGACCAUAACUGUUCUCCUACAUACCAGUGUGCAACUAUCAUAAACCUUUAAUUAUGAGGUUCAACAAGUAAAGUGUUUUGUUUUUUUUCUUUUUUGCCAAAGGAGACAGCAUUGAAGCCAAGACCAGCCAUGCUGGGCUUGCAGAGUAUCAAGUAUAAUACUGAACUCUCUUAAAAAUGUUAUAUUGUAUAUUAAUGAAUAAGAAGCACUGAAAGAUGAGUAGGGGGCAUGUUAUCUGUGUUUAGUU
This is a messenger RNA of Cololabis saira (Pacific saury), 2810 nucleotides long. Its product is annotated as prostacyclin synthase-like. The record is from RefSeq and is a predicted model, not a curated record. NCBI's taxonomy places the organism in Eukaryota, Metazoa, Chordata, Actinopteri, Beloniformes, Belonidae. Gene Ontology annotation, biological process: prostaglandin biosynthetic process. Bases 623 to 2080 code for a protein of 485 amino acids. Gene Ontology annotation, molecular function: monooxygenase activity; iron ion binding; heme binding. The transcript is spliced from 10 exons.